Messenger RNA from Aspergillus fumigatus Af293, 1020 nucleotides. RefSeq names its product putative 4-hydroxyphenylpyruvate dioxygenase. Lineage: Eukaryota; Fungi; Ascomycota; Eurotiomycetes; Eurotiales; Aspergillaceae. The record is from RefSeq and is a predicted model, not a curated record.
AUGAGUUACCAACCUGCCAUCAUGAGCGCUUCACUCGGCCGCGCCUGGUUGCACGAUCUAGCCUACAAGAUCGACCAGGCCGCCGAAGCAGGCUUCAAAGGCCUAGAAAUUUUCUAUGAGGAUCUGGAGUACGAAGCACGCAAGCUGUCCGGCACGGAUAACCCAACCGCUACCCAUCUGCUUGCAGCAGCAGCGCACAUCCACGGCAUGUGCAGCACCCAUGGCAUCACCAUUAUCGGCCUCCAACCGUUCCUCUUCUACGAGGGCCUCAAGGACCGGACACAACACGCACAACUCCUGGAGAAGAUGAAGCUGUGGCUUCAGCUUGCCAAAAGCCUCCACACAAACACCAUCCAGAUCCCCGCCAACUUCCUCCCCGCGGAGCAACUCAUCGACGACCGGGAUCUCAUUGCGUCUGAUCUGAGACUGCUGGCCGACCUAGGUGCCGCCGAAACACCUGCCAUCCGAUUCGCAUACGAGCCUCUCUGCUGGAGCACGCAUAUCGACACCAUCGAGAAAGCCUGGGACGUCGUGCGCCGGGUCGACCGCCCCAACUUUGGGGUUUGCCUGGAUACGUUCAACAUUGCGGGCCGGGUGUGGGGGGAUCCGGCUGCGCCGACAGGGCGGACGGAGAACGCGGAUCAGCAGCUACAGAUAACACUGGAGUGGAUGGUGAAGGAGGUUGACGUGGAAAAGGUGUUCUAUAUCCAAGUUGUUGAUGCGGAGCGGAUGCGUACGCCGCUGGUGGCGGGCCAUCCGUUUCAUGUGGAUGGGCAGCCGGCGAGGAUGAGUUGGUCGCGGAAUGCAAGGACAUUCAUGUACGAGGAAGAGCGCGGGGGGUAUCUGCCAUGCGAGGAGGUCGCCAGGGCCAUUAUUCAGGGAAUAGGGUAUCAGGGGUUCGUAUCUAUGGAGCUGUUUUCCAGAACGAUGUCGUUGGAGGGAAGCCAUGUUCCUGUUGAGCAUGCGCGGCGGGGGAUCAAGGCUUGGGAGAUGCUCAAGGAGAGAUUGCAGUUACAGUAG